AACUCUUUUUUUUUUGUACUCCCAACUCAACACUAGCAGCCUGAUUGGAAGAUUUGAUCUGAUUUGUAGAAGAAUUAUGUCGAAAACGUGUCACUUGGUUGUGGCUUUGGCGGCCAUAUGCCUUUUAAUUGUAACGCAAAGUGUCGGCGCCGAUAAAAGGCAGAGCAAAAAGUACAGCAAGGAAGCAAACAGCCCGCAUUUCAAGCAGGUCAUCGACGAAAAGUAUGAGCCGGAAAUUCGGAAUCUUCAGCGACCUUUUCGCAUAGCCAAAUUAAAUUUGAUAUGGUCAAAGGCACAAAAUCGCUUGACUGAGAGCAAAAUAAAGUCGUUGUACAUGGAACUAAAAAUACACGAUAAAGAGGAGAUUGCGUGGAAACAACUAAACUCACAGCACAAAGACAAAGAUGGACUGAAAGAGAAUGAGCUACGCCAAAAACUGAUUGGAAUAAUGAGCAGCUAUGAUUUGCUGGAACAUUUUGAGGACACACAGAAUGUGGAAAAAACAAAGCCCUUUAAGAAAUUUCACGAUCCCGAGGAAAGGCAUAAAAAUAAAAGUCUUUUUAAGGACAAAAAAUUAAAUCGCUUGUGGGAGAAAGCAGAAAUUUCUGGGUUCACAGCUGAAGAAAUGAAGUCGCUAAAGCAAGAGUUUGACCAUCACCAGGACAAAGUGGAUGUCUAUUAUAGUUUACUCGAGAAUAUUGGCACCAUGGAAAUGAAUAACCAUGAGAAUGCUAUAAACACCGAAGAUCUGGAUACAUACAACCUCAUUUCCAAUGAUCCCAAUGAAAAUGAGAUUAAAACGCACGCGCAAAAUGUGAAGAAGUUUGAAACAGAUAUGAAUGCUUUGCGUGGACACCAUGUUGCCAUCAAAGAUCACUAUGAUCGUCUAGAACGUUUGGUAUCUACCGGCCCCCAUAGCCAAGAGUUUAUCGAGCCCAAGGUACAGGGUUUAUGGCGUGUGGCACAGGUUAGCAAUUUCACUGACAAGGAACUGAUGUCCCUUAAAACCGAGCUACAUCACUUCGAGAGCCGUCUGCUAAAGCUGCGUCAUUUACAUGCUGAGCAUGCUCUGCACAAGGAGAAAUACAAGGACGAAAAGCACAAGGACAAGAGCAAUCGGUUUGACGAUGUGGAGGAGCAACUAAAGAAACAAACUCGCAAAGUUGAAAAGCUUCAGGAAAAUAUUGAAAAUACCAUAUUCAAGCAUACUGAACUUUAAAUAAUUCUUUGAUACAGAUCGUGCCAAAUGAGCAAAUUAUUUGUAGACAAAUAUUUGUAUUUUUCAAAGCAAUUGCUUAGCUUAGCUUAUCUAAUUAGAUUUAC
This is a messenger RNA of Drosophila hydei, 1323 nucleotides long. RefSeq names its product alpha-2-macroglobulin receptor-associated protein. Gene Ontology annotation, cellular component: endoplasmic reticulum; endomembrane system. The transcript has 5 exons. Lineage: Eukaryota; Metazoa; Arthropoda; Insecta; Diptera; Drosophilidae. Bases 77 to 1219 code for a protein of 380 amino acids. Gene Ontology annotation, biological process: regulation of receptor-mediated endocytosis. The record is from RefSeq and is a predicted model, not a curated record. Gene Ontology annotation, molecular function: heparin binding; low-density lipoprotein particle receptor binding; receptor antagonist activity.